UAUCAUUCCUUAUUUCGUGUUUCAGAACAUUUGUAUAGCCAGAUAUGAUUAUCCGGACAUUGCUUGGGCUAGCGACCGUUCAUUUUGUCACUGCAAAUGUGGUUCAGCUUGAUUCAUCUAAUUUCGACACCAUAAUGCAAUCAAAUGAUGUCGUUUUCGUAAAUUUCUAUGCUGAGUGGUGUCGAUUUUCACAAAUAUUAAAGCCUAUAUUUCUUGAAGCUAGUCAGAAAUUCCAGAAUCUCCCACCAGGAAAAGUUGUAUGGGGAGCCGUUGAUGCUGAUCAACAAGCUGCGCUUGCAACUAGAUUUCAAGUGAACAAAUAUCCAACAUUGAAACUCUUCCGCAAUGGAGAAAUUGUUCGCAAAGAAUACAGAAGCCAACGUUCUGUUGAAGCACUUUCGGAAUUUGUCCAGAAACAGCUAGAUUCAAGCAUAGUGGAAGUUCAUAACGCUGAAGAGCUCAAACAAAAACUCGAUCCGGAAAAGCGAAAUGUGAUUGCAUACUUCAGCCAGCUCUCUGGACCUGAAUACGAGAACUUGAAGAAGGUUUCAUCCAUUUUGAGAGAAGAAUGCUCGUUCUUUGUUGCUACUGGAGCGGAGUUCAAUGACAAACUUGCAAGUGGACCAUCUGUCUCGUUCAGAAAGGCAAAUGUUCCUGAGGAAUCUCCGUUAGUUGGCACCAUGCAAGAUUUCAAUCUUUUGAAGCAGUGGGUAAGUGAUAAAUGCAUACCACUUGUACGAGAAAUCACGUUUGAGAAUGCGGAAGAAUUAACGGAGGAGGGACUUCCAUUCUUGAUUUUGUUCCGGCACCCUGACGAUAAAGAAAGUGAGAAGAUCUUCACAGAAGCAGUCAUCAGAGAAAUACCGGAUCAGAAAUCUGCCGUCAACUGCCUUGUGGCUGACGGAAAGAAAUUCGCACAUCCACUGCACCAUCUUGGGAAGCGUGAAAGCGAUUUGCCUGUGAUUGCCAUAGACUCCUUCCGACAUAUGUACCUUUUCCCAAACACCGAAGACAUGAAAGUUAAUGGAAGGUUGCGUCAGUUUGUUCUCGAUUUACACAGUGGAAAAUUGCAUCGCGAAUUCCAUCAUGGCCCAGAUCCAGUACAGCAGGUCACUGAUGCAACGGACACUCAGACAACAAAAACACCCGUGGAGACGCAGCCACCACCAUCAGUAUUCGAAAAGCUCAAGCCUUCACACAAUCGAUACACACUUUUGGAGAAGGAUGAACUAUGA
Cylicocyclus nassatus is the source of this 1235-nucleotide messenger RNA. Lineage: Eukaryota; Metazoa; Nematoda; Chromadorea; Rhabditida; Strongylidae. The record is from the annotation of a GenBank genome assembly.